Molecule: messenger RNA, 1838 nt
Organism: Amyelois transitella
Lineage: Eukaryota; Metazoa; Arthropoda; Insecta; Lepidoptera; Pyralidae
Gene: Psat1
Product: probable phosphoserine aminotransferase
Exons: 8
Coding region: 135-1235 (366 amino acids)
Biological process (GO): L-serine biosynthetic process
Cellular component (GO): cytoplasm
Molecular function (GO): pyridoxal phosphate binding; O-phospho-L-serine:2-oxoglutarate transaminase activity
Source: RefSeq, a predicted model, not a curated record
UCGCUCGAAUUGUCAGUGUAGCAACAUGCAUUGAGACAAACGAGAAUUGCCGAGGACGGGACGGAAUAUUAAAUAGUAUCACACGAUCUUUCGUGCCGUUCACUCGUCAAAUUAUUUAGUUUCGCUUUACAAAAAUGCCCAGUAAAAUACAUAAUUUUGGUGCUGGACCAGCUAAACUUCCAGAAGAAGUGUACGAAAUUAUAAGAAAAGAGCUAACCAAUUUUGAGGGAACUGGAAUAAGUCUCUUAGAAACAUCCCAUCGUACAGCUCCUUACUUAAAACUUAACAAAAAUGUGCAAGAUAUUGUCAGAAGAUUAUUAAAUGUCCCGCCGAAUUACAAAAUUCUAUUCCUGUCUGGCGGUGGGCAAGGCCAAUUUGCAGCCGUUCCCCUCAACUUGAUAUCCAGAACUGGGACUGCUGAUUAUGUUGUAACUGGUGCAUGGUCUGCUAAAGCGGCAAAGGAAGCUAAGAAAUAUGGAAAGGUGAACUUGGUUCUGCCACCAACUGACAGAUACACAGAUAUACCUGAUCAGUCCACGUGGAAACUGGACCCCAAUGCCUCUUAUGUUCACAUUUGUGCCAAUGAAACUAUACAUGGAGUAGAAUUUGAUUUUAUACCAGACACAAAAGGAGUUCCAUUGGUAGCUGAUAUGUCCUCAAACUUUAUGUCCAAGAAGGUUGACGUCUCUAAGUUUGGUGUAAUCUAUGGUGGUGCUCAGAAGAACAUUGGAACGUCUGGCGUAGCCCUUGUGAUUGUCCGAGAGGAUCUGCUAAAUCAGGCUCUGCCUAUCUGUCCCUCUAUCCUAGACUGGACCGUGAAUGCUAAGGCUGAUUCCAUAUUAAACACGCCGCCGAUGUUUGCUAUUUACAUAAUGGGAAGGGUACUCGAAUGGAUCGAAAGACAAGGAGGUCUAGACACAAUGGCUGCCAUGGCCACAAAGAAAUCCUCAAUAAUAUAUGACAUUAUAGAAAAAUCCAACGGUUUCUAUUGCGCGCCUGUAGCCAAGAACGUACGGAGUAAAAUGAACAUUCCGUUCAGAGUUGGAUCUAUAGACGGGAAUGAUGCGUUGGAGAAGGAAUUCUUGAAGGGCGCUGAACAAUUGAACCUGAUUCAAUUGAAGGGCCAUAGAGAUGUCGGCGGUAUCCGGGCGUCUACAUACAACGCGGUCACAGUAGAAGAAGUCGAAGUACUGGCGCAAUACAUGAGGGACUUCUACAAGAAGCAUAGCAAGUGAUAUUGCGGUAUUGUUAUAGUUAAAAAUAUUCCUUUUUUUACACAUCUUUGGGUCCGUUCGUGUGUUAUGAAAUCAUCCAUUUAUGAAAAUAUACAGCGUAUUAAACAGCAUGAUGAAUUACGGUACGCGUUUGCAAUUGUUAUCUUGGAAAUAAUACUCGAAUUACCUACGUGCUGAAAGCGAGGAUGAUUUUAGAGCACUUGAUACCGUUUGAGACAUUUGAAAUCAUACUCUCUCGAGUAGAGUUCAGUAAGUUAAAAAUGUGAUUAUUAACGCCAGAAAGUUCUUGCAAUAAAAGGUGCAAACUUCGAACAACUUUAAUCCAGCCCGUUUUUAAUGUACCUAUUUAUUUUGUACCCAAAAAUCUUGAUUUCUACACAGGUACAUCAGUGUUACUUUUGAAAGUGACAAUGCUGUACGCUGUAUUUUAAGGAGGCAAGACGGCGAUUACUUUCGCGAAUUGCGAAUUGAAAAUAUUUUCCCAAAGAAUGAUGUGUAAUUAUUGGAUAUUUUACGUGUUAUAAUUAUGUAUUAGUUUUUAAGUGCCUUUGUUAUUGGCUGUGUUAAAUUUGAUAUUCUUAAUUAAAAAAAAAGGCUUUAUUA